AUGUUUAAACUGAGCCGGCCUCGGGAGUUCGGGGCAGGGGUGUUUAUCUUGACUGUGAUAUUCACCGUGAUCAGCACCUUCUCUUUGCUCAGAUUCCGAUCACAGACGGCCAGUCAGCAUUUGAGGCGAGAGAUCUUGGAGCUGAGUGAGAAGUAUGUGCUGGCCUUGAUCCAAGAAGAGUCGGACGGUACCCCUGGAAGUUCUGUCGGCGGUGGGCCUCAUUCAGGGGGUCAGUUCACACAACACGACCUUAGCCGGACGAUCGCUGUUGUGCUUGAGGAUGUCUUAACACGUUUAGAACAUCUGGAACAUGUAGUGAGGAACAAAACAAACUGCUCACAGCGACCGGAUGUUGUCAACGAUCCGGUAACGAACAAGAUUGACUCGGAUCAUCCGAGCAGGUAG
Liolophura sinensis is the source of this 405-nucleotide messenger RNA. Its product is annotated as coiled-coil domain-containing protein 126-like. The transcript has a single exon. The record is from RefSeq and is a predicted model, not a curated record. NCBI's taxonomy places the organism in Eukaryota, Metazoa, Mollusca, Polyplacophora, Chitonida, Chitonidae. Gene Ontology annotation, cellular component: membrane. The coding region runs from base 1 to 405 and encodes 134 amino acids.